This is a messenger RNA of Drosophila bipectinata, 2706 nucleotides long. It is a transcript of the gene Toll-9, whose product is annotated as toll-like receptor 9. Lineage: Eukaryota; Metazoa; Arthropoda; Insecta; Diptera; Drosophilidae. Gene Ontology annotation, cellular component: plasma membrane. The record is from RefSeq and is a predicted model, not a curated record. Gene Ontology annotation, molecular function: protein binding; transmembrane signaling receptor activity. Gene Ontology annotation, biological process: toll-like receptor signaling pathway; immune response; inflammatory response.
AUGUCACCAAAAUACAUUUUUGAUGUGGCAUUUGUCGUGUCCCUUUUACUGGGGAAUGUGAAAAUAAUAUCAAUGGAGCUCUCCACCUCCCAAGAGCCAGAAAUAAGCCCAAUAAUCCCAACAACUACCAGGGCGAAAAGUGAUAAUCCCAAACUUAAAUCGUUCAUGCAAACCUAUGAGUCGGAUGACGGCAAUAGCUGUUUUCUGGAUAUUAUCAAAGACGAAGUGCUGUGGUGGAUGAAUCCCAAUGGUACCCUCAAACUGGGUUCCAAAAAGUUCGUAAACAAAGUAUAUCUGGAUCUAUCUCAUGGCAACCUCAAAGAAGAUGCUGCUCUACUCUAUGAGGCCAAAUUAGUAAAAAACAUUUUCCAAUGGCGGGUGGAAGUUUUCUCAGCGGCCUUCAAUAACCUCCGCAUGACCCCCUACAUUACCCUCCACUCCAUGAGGUCCUCCCUGAUGUUCUUGUCCUUGCGAGGAAACAACUUUUCCGAGCUGAUCCCAGAUGCUGAAGCUUUUCAGCGAUUUUUAAAUGAAAACGUCUUUGAAACGACAAGUGAAACUGCACAACACAAAUGCGAGCUAUCCAUGGCCAGCAAUUCCAGCGAUCUGUACGAUCGGGAGUGCUUCCUAUAUUUCCAAAACAUCACAACACCUUACACAACCAACACCAUAAAUUACACGGAUUACAGUCGGUUACUAAAGGAGCGAUACGAGUCGCUUACGAAAUCUUCUCAAUCCAUUGCCUGGGCGAAUUUCCCGAAGAUGCCGCGUCUUAUGGAGCUGGACUUGAGCAACUGCAGCAUCGAGUACGUCAGCAAGGAGGCCUUCCAGAACGUCACCAACCUGCGACGGCUGUUCAUGUCCGCCAACAAGAUUAUGACCAUUAAGCAGGACAUGUUCUACCACAUUCAGGGACUACAGUAUCUGGACAUGUCCUUCACCAACAUCCUGACCUACAGCUAUCAACUGCAGCUGCCCACCCUGGAGAUGGCCAUGAGUCUGGUCUAUGGCUUGAAGAUCCAGCAGAAUGUUUUCAAAAUGCUCCCGGAAUUGGUGUACCUCGAUCUGUCCCACUCCAAGAUGACACGGAAUAGUGCGGUGGCCUUCGCCCAUCUGGGGGAUAAGCUAAAGUUCCUCAGCUUGUGCUACACCAACAUGCCGAUGCUGAGCAGUGAGAUCUUCAAAAACACCGCCCUGGAGGGUCUGGACCUGUCCGGGAAUCCAUUCGUGUCCUACAACAUUAUAGACAAUGCAUUCGAUGGCAUUGCCGACACCCUGAAGUACUUGUAUUUCGAGAACUCGAAUUUGAAGGACUUGGGGUGGUCGAAGAGCCUGAACAAUCUCCAGGUUUUGGGCCUGGCGGGUAAUAACAUUAAUGCCCUCACUCCAAUGAUGUUCCAGUCCCUGCAGUCGCUGGAGAUCCUGGACUUGAGCUCCAAUCAUGUGGGAAACUGGUAUCGCAGCGCCUUCCACAACAACACCGCCCUUCGGGUUCUCAAUCUGCGCAGCAACACCAUCAACAUCCUGACCAAUGAGAUGCUCAAGGACUUUGAGCGCCUGGAUUACCUCAGUCUGGGGGAUAACAACUUCGUGUGCGACUGCCACCUGAGGGCGGUGGUGGAGGUGGCAGCCGGAAACAACAAGGACGCCGAGUGCUCCUACAAGCUGCUCAACUACAGUCAGGAGUCCUUGGGGCAGGAACUGGUCUCGGCAGUGGAAUCCCUUCACAUAGACCGCAAUCUCUGGCGGAGUCGCUACAUUCCUUGGCUGAGAAGAAGCUAUACCAAUGUCAGAGAGUACAAUCGGGUGAAUCACAUUAUUAGAUUGCAUUUUCUGUCUGAGGACUACAUGGCCUCCAAGUGUUCAUCCCCGACGCCAUACCAAAUGAAGGAGGUGAGUACAGACCUCACCUUAAAGUUCCAACUGCUGGACUACGAGGCCAGCGAGUACUGGUGCUUCAACGAAACCGAACAGCUCCAAGUGGAUCAACUCAAUUGCCAUUCCCGCUCCAUGGCCGACAUCUCGGAAGAACUGCAUCGCAUUACGACAACAGUGGUUGCUGUGGUGGGCACCCUUGUGGGCAUCUGCAUCCUGGGAUUCAUAGUCUAUUUGAAACGGUGGCACAUCCACUACUACUACUCCUCGCUGAAGUCCGCUGCCCUGCUCUCCAGUGCCUCCAAGGAAUCUGUGGACAACUUCAGCAACAUUUCCCAACGGGAUCCCAAUGCCGUCUACGAUAUAUUCAUUAGCUACUGCGAGAACGAUCGUCCUUGGGUGCUGAACGAGCUGCUGCCCAACGUGGAGGAUGCCGGAGAUGUAUCCAUAUGCCUCCACGAACGCGAUUUUCAGAUUGGAGUGACCAUUUUGGAUAACAUAAUCUCCUGCAUGGACAGAUCCCACUCACUAAUGUUGAUUAUAUCUUCCAAAUUCCUUUUGAGUCACUGGUGCCAAUUUGAAAUGUACUUGGCACAGCAUCGAAUUUUUGAAGUCAGUAAGGAGCACCUGAUUCUGGUUUUCCUGGAGGACAUACCCCGAAGAAGGCGGCCAAAAACCCUUCAAUAUCUUAUGGAUGUUAAGACCUACAUUAAAUGGCCAGUUGGAAAAAACGAUGCUAGUCCAAGUUCGGAUGACAGGAAACUGUUUUGGAAACGCUUGAGGAGAUCACUGGAAGUCAUAGGAAUCAGCUUGCGGGAGGUUAAUGUUUAG